AUGUCGCCUGGGCCUCAGAUCCCCAUCUUGACAUGGCGGGUGGGCGCCGCGCCCAAGAAACGUGCCGUGUGGCCGACCAAGCGACCAGAACCCAAACCACCGCCAUCGAGUGACUCUAUUGAGACGGACAACGAGAUGGGAGAGGGGGCGCCGCAGAAGCGCUUGGCCUCACUGUCUACUGCGUUCCAGCUCACGGGCCUUCACCUGAGUCCCUCCCAAGCACACGCUGUAUAUUUCAGUCAUGAGUCCCUGGGGAAGCAACCCCCAGCAGUCAGUGUCUGGUUUGACCUGUUUGGCAUGCCGCUGUCUGGACCGAACAACUUCAUCUUGCAGGGCUCCCUGGAGCAUGCCCAGCUGUCGCGGUCGCGGUGUCUGAUGUUCCUCGCCACGGCGGAGAGCGCCCUGGCCGCUGCCCGCGGCCACGAAUCGCUGGCUGCGGUGUCUGCCAUGGCGUGUGGAUAUCAGAGUCUGCAGCAGGAGAUCGCCACCCAGGGCGAACUGACCGGCUCGAUUCUCAGCACGCUCACCUUCAUCGCCUGUAACGACACGGUCCGCGGUGGUCUGGUCCACCGCACGGCCUAUGAACGGGUGCUCGUCGCCCACGGCGGCAUCGAGGCGGUCCUCCACCGGUUUCAUUCCCCGAUGAUGCACUACGGCCACCUGCUGAUCUGUACGGUCAACGACUGGCGGCCUGCAGACCUCACCCCCUGGCAUCACGAUCUGGCCUGCGCCCUCGAGGCCGUGGCCACUCUGGCGGGGGCAGCAAGAGACUGGUCGCAUGUCUUCCAGGAUGUCACGGUGCGCGGGCUGCUAGACACUUCCCCGCUGGUCAACCUUCUCCAGGAUCCGAUCCAUGGCGCCGACAUUGGCCGCGACGCCUCCCCGUCCGGCUAUCUGGUAGCGCUGUACAUUCUGGUCACCGAACUAUGGGAGUCGCGCAACUUUGCCGGGCUCGCCUCUGCUCAGACCCUGCUGCGCACAUUGCAGGCGAGCCUGAUGGCGUAUAGUAUCGUCAACGAUGGAUCCCACGUCACCCUGACCAGCAGCGGCUUCCUCACCGUUCUCCUGCAGACCUUGGCGAGUCAAUAUCAGCGGCCAGAGAGCAGACGACGAGCACUAGACGCCAAUGAGUGCCAGAUCCAGUUACUACUGAGGGCUAUCCGCAUGCUCCGUCUAUGGGCUGUGCUGGGCAGUGAGAACCGCAUGGCAUUGGUACAGUUCUUCAAGAACUGCCUGUGCCAGCCGGGCAUGACACGCUCACAGCCCCUCGAUCUGGAAGCAUUCUGGGAUGACAGUAGAAUGAUCAAACAUACUCCAGUUUAUAUUUCUUUGAAUGCUUUUGCCAGUGCAUAUGCCGUGCAAGUCGGUCAAACUCACUGGCUACAGAUGCCGAUGGAUCCGGUAAGAAAUCCGGGAAUCGAGAAAAGAAUGGAUUAUGCGCCAUUGCUGUUGAAUGUUUAG
Messenger RNA from Penicilliopsis zonata CBS 506.65, 1461 nucleotides. RefSeq lists its product as hypothetical. Lineage: Eukaryota; Fungi; Ascomycota; Eurotiomycetes; Eurotiales; Aspergillaceae. The transcript is spliced from 5 exons. The coding region runs from base 1 to 1461 and encodes 486 amino acids. The record is from RefSeq and is a predicted model, not a curated record.